Molecule: messenger RNA, 2055 nt
Organism: Fusarium sp. VM40
Lineage: Eukaryota; Fungi; Ascomycota; Sordariomycetes; Hypocreales; Nectriaceae
Source: the annotation of a GenBank genome assembly
AUGGCCAAAGACAAGAAGAAGAACGCCGAUACCAAAAAGGCCAAAAAGGCUGAGAAGGCGGCCAAGCAGGCCAAUAAAGGAGAGAAGAAGGCCAAGAGUAAAGCGGCCAAGGUCGACGGGAGUGAUGCCGAGGAUGUUGAUCUUGAUGAGGUGCUAGAGGAGUAUCGUCGACAACAGGAACAGUUCCUCAAGAUCACCGAGACUGUGAUUGAUGCGCCACCAAGAGCAAGAGCUGCCUCUACGUUGAUGGCGUCACCUCAUGAUAGUAACUCUCUGCUGUUGUUCGGUGGUGAAUACUUCAACGGCUCCGUCGCUCAUUUCUUUAACGACUUGAAUAUCUAUAACAUCAACCGCGAUGAAUGGCGGUGCGUCUCAUCGCCCAACGCUCCUUUACCUCGAUCUGGCCAUGCUUGGACCAGAGCUGGAAACCCGAACCACGUCUACCUCUUCGGUGGAGAGUUCUCCUCGCCCAAACAAGGGACUUUUCACCAUUACUCGGACUUCUGGAGAUUGGAGCCAGCAGCCAGGGAAUGGACCAAGAUCGAGACCAAGGGCAAGGACAAGAGCCCUUCUGCGCGGAGUGGCCAUCGAAUGACCUACUGGAAGCAGUACAUCAUCCUAUUCGGUGGUUUCCAGGAUACCUCGAACCAGACAAAGUAUUUGUCCGAUCUAUGGAUCUUCGAUACCGUCAACUAUGUGUGGCACUCUCCUCAGCUUCCUCCUGCCCAGCUCAAGCCAGAUGCUCGCUCAUCUUUUACUCUACUACCCCAUGAGGGAGGUGCUGUUCUCUAUGGAGGCUACUCCCGUGUGAAGGCGACUGUGAAUGUCAAGCAAAAAGGAAACAAGGGACCCAGCCAAGCUCAGCGAAACGUUCUGACUCCCAAGGUUCAUGAGGAUUGUUUCUUCCUCAGAAUCACACAGCCUACUACUGAUGCCAGUCCCAAUACUCCUCCCGUCGUACGCUGGGAAAAGCGAAAGAAGCCAGCGAAUGCUCCUAAUCCUACACGUGCUGGUGCGACGAUGGCAUGGCACAAGGGUCGUGGUAUCCUUUUCGGAGGAGUGCACGACGUCGAAGCUAGUGAGGAGGGCAUGGACAGUGAGUUUUUCAACCAGCUGUUUGCUUGGAAUAUCGAGCGAAACAGAUUCAUGCCAUUGGGUCUACGAAAACCUCGCCAGCAGAAGAAAUCCGCUGUUGAGCCACGAGGCGGACGCCGUGGGCGUGCUCAAGCCAAUGAGGAUGAACUGCUCAGGCAGCUUGCAGCUUUGGAAACCGGUGCUUCUCUCGAUGAUGCUGAUGAUAUAGAACUUGCCAAGAAGGAAGAGGCACAGGAUGAUGACAAGCCAGCAAGGGAGAUGCCAGUGACCAUGGAGCCUCCGCAUAUGAGGUUCAACGCUCAACUAGCCAUCCAAGACGAUGUUCUCUACAUUUAUGGUGGUACAUUUGAAAAGGGCGAUCGAGAAUUCACCUUUGAUGAUUUAUAUGCCAUCGAUCUUGGAAAACUGGAUGGUUGUAAGGAAAUAUUUAGCCGGGCUGUUGACGACUGGAUUGAGUCUGAUGAUGAGGACGACGAAGAUGACGAUGAAGAAGACGAUGAGGAUGAAGAUGAGGACGACGAAGAAGAUUCAGCCCAGCAGCUGCACACAGCCAGCAAGCGGAAGAAGAAGCAGGACGAGGUUUCCGAGGUUUCAUCGGAGGCUUCCUCAGAGCCAUCCACGCCUUCUGAAGAGGACGAGACCGAGACUGCGGCCACGUCUGUAGACGACGGCCUUCCCCAUCCAAGACCAUUCGAGAGUCGACGCGAGUUCUUCGUACGCACAUCAAACGAGUGGCAAGAGAUCCUCAUGACGAGUCUCCGGUGGAAGAACAUCCAGCCCGAGACGCUUGCCAUCAAGGAGAUCAAGGCCAAGGCUUUUGAGCUCAGCGAGGAGAAGUGGUGGGAUUGCCGUGAGGAGAUUGUGGCGAUUGAGGAGGAGCAGGAAGCUGCUGGUAUUCAAGAGGUGGUCUCUUUGGCUGAGCGUGGUGAUGCUGCUGCUGGAGGUGCGAGAAGGAGGUAG